AGGCGCCGUUAUUGUAGUAUGCGCUCCGAAGGACUCUGCAAGAAGGAGGACAUUCUGGAAUGUGUAAAUAAAAAGGCAGAUGACAAAAAACUGCGACACUUUUCAAUCAGUCGAUAUGGGUUAGUGGAUAACGAUGUUAGAAAAGUUGUAUGGCCAAUUUUAGUGAGAGGAAAUUGCGAACUACCAGAUAUAGACCCUGAAAUGGUAAAGCACCAUCCAAGCUAUCAUCAAGUUAAAUUGGACACAUGUCGUAUGACAAGUUUAAUGCCUAAGAACUCAAAUCCCGAAGAAAUUGAAAGUAUGCAACAAAUUGUUACUCGUCUAGUGAUUUCUGUAUUAGUGGAUAAUCCUUCUUUACAUUAUUAUCAGGGUUUCCAUGAUAUUUGUUAUGUAUUCUUUUCCGUUUUGGGUGAAAGAGAAUCUCGAAUGUUGCUGAAUAAAUUGAUCCCAACUCAUUUCAGUUUGUUCAUGCAGAAAUCUAUGGAUGUAACUCUGGAAUACAUGCAAUUGAUAUUCGCCUUGUUAGAGCAUGUUUCAACUUCUGUACUGAAUAGUAUAGAAUCUGUUGAGUUAGGCCCAGAUUUCGCUAUUGCUUGGAUUAUUACUUGGUUUGCUCAUGUUCUACCUAAUAUGGAUGAUGUCAGACGCCUGUUCGAUUUAUUUUUAGCAACAGAUCCUAUCAUGUUGGUUUAUGUUUCAGUUGCUGUGAGUUCGUAUUAUUUAAAAAAAAUAGGAUAUCGAAGUAGAUUUCACUACUUCUGUAAUGUAAUAGGAUAUUAAAAAGGUGGAUAAUAAAAAGUUGAUAUAUCUUUCUCCAGAAUUUUCUUUAUGGAUUCUAUUCUGGAAAGUUACCUCAUACUACCUUGUGACCUUUUGUUAUAAUUUCUCUUAUUAUGACCUAGUUAUUCCUAUUGCUUAGUAAUCUUGGACACAAAUUCACUCGACAAAUCCUCAAAUCAGAGCAUGGUUAAACAGGAACUGAAUUACAUUCCAAAUAAAAAAGGUAGAUGAAAGUAAGAGUUAAAAUAAGAAAACCGUUAGUAUAUUUAUAGUUUUUGCACGAGAAGAUUCUAGAGUUUUUCCCAAGUAUCCACUAGCGCUGAUUGGAUAAGAAAUAGCCAGACUACUUGGUUGGGGUCCGUGUGACUAUCGUAACCAAUGAUUAGAGACUCUGGAUGACGUGGCUCAGAAUCGAUCACAAUGAGGUCGGUGUAUACACUCGCUGUCUUGCCUUAAACUAAGAGAUUAAAAUCACUUCAUUAUCUUUCUUCCUGUACUAUAUCCUUAUAUGCAAUCUUUCUUUUAUAUAUUACUACCACUGAAUUAACUACUUUUAUGAAUCCGGUGUUCAUCUUGCUGUGCUAAUGAGCUGUAGCAACUUGGAUCGAUGCAUAUAUGUGCCUGGUCCUACGUUGCACCUGACUGACUGAGAAUCAGCGUGCCCCAACAUAAUACUGCACGGAACGUGCUUUAAUCCAAUCCAUAUUUCGCUAACCCGUUUAGUCCAAAUCAGUUAUGGAUUUUUAGUGUUUUUGUUUGUAGUAAUGACUAUGAUUAAUGACCUUUAAAUUUAUCUUUAUUAUGGAUACAUGAAAUUAUUGGAGACUGACCCGUUUAUCAAUUGUUUCACAUUUAUGUACUGCGUUUUUAUUGUAUACAGACGAAAUAGUUUUGUCUAAUGAACACUUGAACCUUGAUUCAGUUUUCUGAAAACUUGUUUUUAAAAGUUUCAAGUUGUUCAGUAAUAUGUGUUUGAAUGUUGGCGCUAAAUUUGUGUUUUAAAAUUUGUUCACAUAAACUCCCAAAGUAUUUUAUAUAACGUCUAGGGUAAAUUGUGUAAUAGUGUUGAGUAUUUUCACCUCCUGAGAGGAUAGAUCAGUUACAUUGGGCUGGUGGUCGAUAUGGUUUGAUGUACUCCAACUCUUGAGUUUGGGAUUCAUCGAUAUUCACUGUUAUGACUAACAGUGUCGGAAGUUAAUACUGAUACAAAAACUUAUGAUACGCAAGCUCCCAAGCGGCUACCGAUUGAGAAGACUAAGAGUGAAGGUGGAAGUUUAUUGGAUUAAACCGAACUCGAUAAAAAAGUGCUAGUUUAUAUAUAUGUAUAUAUUCACUCUUUGGAAAAUAAAACCAUUUUUCGACCAAUAACAUCCACUCGUCAUUCGGAGGUUUUUGAUUGCUGCAACUUGGUCUUCUCAUUUAGCAGUUUUGAUUAUCCCACUGAUCAUUCGCCACCUAUUCUUUAUUUGAAAAGUUAUUAAAGUAAAUCAAGUAUCUUGUUUAUCAAUCCUUACUAUCUGUCAGACAACUUCAGAAAAUCAAUGUUGCGAAAAACCUCGAAACGACUUUAAACAAUAGAUUACGUAAUAGAACCCUUAAGUAAAUAGAUUUCAAGUUAAGCGUGUAGUUUGGGAAGCGAGGGAUAAGGUGGUUUACAAAGUUUAAAAACCAUUAGUUGAGAAAAGUGUAAUAUUUAAUGAAUUACAACCACCACGUGAUCUAAUCUGUGUAUAACGUGUAAAUCGAGUAUUCAAUCCAGUGGUAGUAUAAACUCGGUCACCAGUCUUAUCGUACUAUAUCGUGGAACGAGAGGAAAGAUUUCCAUUAAUCCGUUAUAUCACAUCAACACUGAAAUUCAAGUACAUCCAGCUAAUGGAUCCAAAAUGCGAUGGAACGUUCCCGCUGUAUUCUAUUGCUAGACACAUUCCAAGAAUAUGAAAUGGUUGUAUAUUGUCUACUUUUCUGGUUUAUUAACUUUCCAUGAUUAUUUUUUUACUCUUUAAUAACUAAUAAACUUGUUGAUUUCGUCUUAAAAUUAAAAAUAUCCCCCUUUUCAUAGAUAAUUACUAUCAGUGCCAAAGAAGUGGAAUCAACACCGCUGGAUUUUGCUCUUUUGUAUCAAACACUUGCACGUCUACCUAAACUACAUCCUGUUGAGGAGCUUAUCCGUGAAGCUUUAAAAAUUUACAUUGAUUUAGAACCAGACAAAUUAAUUGAAUUAGGCAAUAAACGUAUUCUAAAAUAUCGUGAGCAAAAAUUACUAAACCGAUCACCAAUAAUACGUCAACCAUUUUCAAAAUCUACAAAUAAACAUAUAUUAUGGGGAUUAAUUACGCAGCAUCAAAGAACUAUUUUCUCUCUUAGUCUUAUCGUCAUUGUCAUUAGCUAUUUAUUAAAUAAAAGUUUAAAAGACUAGAAAAAAAAGAUGAAAAAAGACCUAGUUAUAAUUGUUCAUAGUUAUGUAAUAAAGUUGAUUAUUUUCUAAGUUAUUUUGUCAAUACUUUAUUCAACUUGUUCAGAAAUAUAUAUAUAUAUAUAUAUAUAUAUAUAUAUAUAUAUAUAUAUAUUAUUUCUUAAAAAUGCGUUCAAUGCAAGCUGAUGUAUGAAGUAUGUUCACCUCUUUUUAUUUCAGAAAUCUUUCUUCCCUUCUUUUUGUCACCCUGUUUUAUGUCUUUUUAUAUUAUGGAUAUUCUAUGUCUAUGUAGUAUUGUUGGUGAAUUGUAGGGUAGAUAAGGAAUCUGUUUGAUUUUUCUCCUUAGGAAAAUUUAUGAUGAUAAUAAUUUGAUUAUUUAUUUUUAUUGUAUUUGUUUUUUUUUUUUAAGAAAUAAAUUUAUGGAACAA
This is a messenger RNA of Schistosoma intercalatum, 3621 nucleotides long. The record is from the annotation of a GenBank genome assembly. Lineage: Eukaryota; Metazoa; Platyhelminthes; Trematoda; Strigeidida; Schistosomatidae.